Ostertagia ostertagi is the source of this 2652-nucleotide messenger RNA. Lineage: Eukaryota; Metazoa; Nematoda; Chromadorea; Rhabditida; Trichostrongylidae. The record is from the annotation of a GenBank genome assembly.
UUGCUUAUUGAAUGUUGCAUUUUCACAAUAUUUUUAGCCGGUGCAACUGUUGUUCGACAUCCGGCCGACGAACCUCGCGCAAGUACACAACAUCAUGAACCGCCGUCGGCUCCCAUCAUCCCUGGAGACAUGUUGGCCGCAAAAAUCCGCACAUAUCUUUCGCAUCCAGUUACAUGGCAACCGUCAGCUGAUCAACGUCGUCUCAUCGGUCAUAUGGUAUUACACAAGACUGAUAAUUCGGCAUCUGGAGAUCUUGGCCUCAAGGUGGUCGGCGGUCGACGCAGCGACAAUGGCCGCUUAGGAGCCUUCAUUACUCGAGUGAAACCAGGAAGUGUGGCGGACACCAUAGGCCGAUUGAGAGCAGGCGAUGAAGUUUUGGAAUGGAAUGGCCAAGCUCUCCAAAAUGCAACAUUCGAUCAAGUGUAUGAGAUAAUAUCAGCAAGUAAACACGAAUCUCAAGUAGAAAUUAUAGUCAGCAGGUCCUCCAGUGUUCCUGGUGGCGACGACUUUCUUAACAUGCAAACUCCAGUUCGGCAACUGCCAAACUUGCAGUACUUCUUAUCACAAGAUCAUGAGAUGUUCGCUUCACCAUCGGCAUCUCCAUUACUUCCACUGCAAACACUUUCCCAUUCACAAUCAGCCAUCCUUCCUCAUCAUCAACAGAUCAGUCCACGACAUCGGACGACAAUGACGGGAGGAUAUUUCCAAGAUCACAUGGCACGUCCAGAGCCACGAGUGUCCGCUUUACAGGAGCAGAAUUUUGGUCGGGGGCAGAUUUUCGGAAGAAUUGAGAUUUCGUUGUACUUCUCACAUGUGGAACGGCAACUAACAGUGCGUAUUGAACGGGUGGCUGACCUUCCUCCACGUGCUGAUGGUUCACCACGGAAUCCUUACGUGAAGAUCUUCUUGCUGCCAGAUCGAAGUGAGAAGUCACGUCGACAAACAACCGUGCUUGCUGAAGCAAUUACCCCUAUCUGGAACGAGUCGUUCUACUACCAAGGAAUCACCGAGCCGAUGCUCAUGGAACGAGUCUUAGAGGUAACCGUGUGGGACUACGACAAAUUUGAGGCCAACUCAUUUCUCGGUGAGACUCUAGUGGACUUCUCGACAACGUCACUGGAUGGCCAAACAAUGACGUUACCGCUGGUCGACAUGGAUGAUGAGAAUCCGUUACGUUUGAGGUUUCGCAAUCGGAAAGUGAAGCAUUACCAUUCAUCCUAUCAACGACCACGGAGCGAAAUGAGUUUCGUCUACAACGGUAAAUCCUCGCCAUACACAGCCGUUGAUCCUUAUGCAGACAGUGCUUCUCGAGCCGCUUCCUCUGAAGCAGUGAUGCGACGAUCAAGAACGUAUGAGAAGCCAGAACUGGCUCAUGGUGGUGGCGCUCUUCUCAAGAUGGACGAGGAUUGGUCGGUGCAACCUCAUUCUGGAUAUCUGUCUGAUCACGGUUACUAUCAGCACUCCGGGCAAAGGAUAAGACAGCGUCGACCUAGAAGUGCAACUGCUAUGCGACCAAUGACUGCAUCAGAAAUGGGAGCAUCGCGGGCGUACUACCGAAACCUGCCCGAGCAGACGUGGGAUGAUGGCGAAUUGACACCAGAUGGACGAUAUGUUCAACAGAAUAUGUCACGAUAUCCACCUCAUGAACCACAUUCGACGAAUGGUCGAUCGUUGGUUGAACUGAUGCAGGAGCAGGAGCAGCCGCAGGAAUACGGAUCAGACGGAAGCGAGACCAUGAGCACUCAUUCAGCACAUUCGAUACCGACAGUCAGAACAAUCAAUCGCCGAUGUAUGCCACCAAACGAGUCCAGUGACAUGCAAGAAACAUCAUUGGAGGAGUACGCUCCAGAAGACGUGCCAUCAGCUUCUGGAGUCUCGGCCAAGUCAUCAGUGCAAGGGCAGUCAAUGAAGGAACGCAAGAAAAGCAUCAUGACACGUUUUAUACCCGGAAAAUCCGGCGCUGCUGAAGGAAAACGAACUGGCUUUCUGCGUUCUGAGGAGGUUGGAAUUCCGGGUAACUUGUCGGCUGCUGAUCGCCUCCAGCAGCAACAGCAGUUUGUCAAGCAAGCCAGUAAAGAGUCUACUGAUUCGACUUCUGACAAUUGGCUACCGGUCCUGCCAGAUGGUCCGCUUGGAACGUUCGUAGACAACCUCGGUCCGGGACAAGUUGUUGGACGACAAGUGCUUGCAAGUCCGCUGCUCGGAGAGAUUCAAAUCGGCAUCAUGGCCGGGCGCUCCGGCAUUGAUGUGGAGAUCAUUCGAGCAAAGAAUCUUGCAGUGAAGCCAGGCGUCAAAAUCAGUCCUGCUCCUUACGUCAAGGUGUAUCUCAUGGAAGGCAAAACGUGUGUUGCAAAGGCGAAGACGAAUCCUGUCAGAAAAACCACAGCGCCGCUAUUUCAACAACAUCUUAUCUUCAAUGAUAAUCCAAAACGAAAAAUGCUUCAGAUCACAGUUCUUGGUGACUACGGUAGAAUGGAGCGGAAAACAUUUAUGGGCAUUGCAUUAAUUCGAUUAGACGAUCUACGAUUGGGUUCGGAGCCGAUCAUUGGCUGGUACAAGCUCUAUCAUAGUUCGUCAUUGGCUGGUACCGGUCCCGUACGAAAAGACUCAGAAACCUCUUUAGUAGGAGCAAAUACGUUACAGUACCAGUAG